GCUAAGGACUCCUCCUGCCUCCAACAGCCAGCAAUCUGCGUGUCUCUCCUCAGAUGCUGAGGGAGUAGCUCAGAAAGAAGGGUGGAGGAAGAACACACACACACACACACAAAAAAAACAAUAACAAGAGAAAGACAUUUCAGCACCGGAGCUGUCCGCGGCUCUUGGAGAAGUCUCUAUUGCUGCCAAGGGGGAGAGAGGCUGCUUCCGACUGUAAAUUGUCCUCUGGGACUGUGAGGAAGGAGGGAAUAAUAAACUGCCGUGCCAUUCAUCUCUCUGCGGGGCUUCCGACAGGCGAGUAACGGCGCACAUAGGCUACUUCAUUCGAGCAAAGUCUUGCCAUGCUGGACAGCCGGGCUUGAGACAGAAAGGAUAAAGUCUCCACACAAGUCGAGGUGAAAAAGCCAGCCUUUACUCUUUAAGCCAUGGGAGUGCUCAUGUCAAAGAAGCAGCAGGUGGAGAAGGUUCAGAAAUGCAACGCUGUUGUCUCUGCCUUCCAGGCGGGCAUUAAGGACCGCCCUGCCCCAGCAAAACAGGCAGACGGAGAAGUGGAGGACGGCGAGGGCCCUGCCAAACCUUCAGCCGCUCCUGACAAGAACACCCGGGAGGCAGAGCGAGAGGAAACGGACAAUAGCGCAGGUCCGUCGACCUCCCACCAGGCCUCGGGGCCGGCGAAGGACGAGUGUAAGGCCAACCAGGAGUCUUGGUCCAGGCUACGGGACGGGAAAGGAGUAGAGCCUGAAGAUCUUGACAAGAGCCAUCAGCUCACGCCGCCUGCUUUCGUGCGACCCAAAAGGGAAGCCGAUGAUGACCAGCAAGUAGAGGUGGAGCUGGAAAAGAAAGAGCAGCCACCCAGCGAUGAGAUGUGUGAAGUGUGUGAGGUGUGGACGGCCGACGACCUGUACCCAUGCAGGAUCUGCACUCGGAUGUUCCACGACGGCUGCCUGAGGGAGCUGGGUUACCUGCGUGCCGAGGCCCUGCAGGAGAUGAGAGAUACGGCCCACACCGUUACCGGCUGGAGCUGCUACUAUUGCGAUAAUCUGAAUCUACUACUAACAGAGGAAGAGAUGUACAGCCUUCUGGAGACCUUUAAGCAGUGCAAGAUCAUCCCAGAGUCAUGCCUGGUGUCAGAUGAGCUGCUGCAGUACCGCCACUUUGUAUCCAAGCAGCAGUUUGAUAAGGACCUCACUGAUGAGCAAGAGGAGGAAGUCCUCGCCCAGUUUGCAGCGCUGGAUCCUGAGAAGAAGGGUCACAUUGAAUGGUCGGACUUCCUUUACUUUGAGUCUAUGGCCGUCUUGAGGAAGUUUCGCACGGAGAACUCAAUGGUGCGUCUGCUGACUGCCAAGGAGAGAAACAACGCACGGUCAGUGUUCCUGGGUCUGGACCUGGAUAAAGACGGCGUGAUCACAAAAGCAGAAUGUCGCCAGGCCCAGCAGUCUUGGUUCCACAAGCUCAGCAAAGACUCGCAGUCUUGCAAUGUGAGACUCGUGGGACUCUGCUCUCCUUUGUAUUGUGGUAUAAGUCAUGUUGGCCCCAUAUGCGAGAGCAGCCCAGCCAGCUCUGGCAGUGAAAGGAGCAAGACUGAAGACAGCAGGCCAGUGACCUGGGCAGACUUUUUAAAGGAGAGUGCCAUCUACAUUUUGGCUGCGCGGGCCAAUAGUUCUGCCAUGCACAUCCGUCUGCCUCUAUAGUCCAGGAUCCUCCACUGCAUCCCAGCAGAGAGAGAGAGAGAGAGAGAGAGAGAGAGAGAGAGAGAGAGAGAGAACCCUAUGGUCUACAGAUGAGCGGAGGAAGAAAGACGUGGUGACAUGAUGACAUGUGGAAGGCAACUUAGCGAACUGGAUGAAGCAGUGAGAGACAGCAGAUCAAGCUAUCGACAGAAUCUCUCCUCUGCGUCACCACAAUACCACAACACUUGACAACACGCACACAAACACACACACGCGCACUGAUUGACACACCGACGACGCAAGUGACAGCAGCUGUCACAGGUCCCGACUCCCAAAAACUUGACGGCUUCCAACAAAUGUGAAAGGCAGCACAAAGGAAGACAACUACCCACCCACGACUCAGUCAGUGAUAAUUCUGAAACUUAGUAUAGCGAUCAUCCAAACAAUCAGACAAGCUCCUAGGAUGGUUACACUCUACGAAAUGACAAGACACCACACACUGUAUGGCCCUCCAGCUGCAUAACACACCUCUCCAUGCGGGUACAUUAGUGUGACAUGCUGUUAAUCUUUCAAGUUUUCAUUCCGUUGGGCCUCAUCAUGUCCUAAUAAUAAUUCCAUGCUACUGUAAUGGGAUUGUGUUAUUCGCCAUCAAAAUUGUUAAUCACAGUACACAGAGGCACACGCAAAUUCAAAUUCAUUACUGGUACUGUUUGACGAGUGGGUAGAAUUCUGCAACCAUUAUCAGAACGUAUACCAAACGGGAAUCAAAGCUAUCUGCGUACAUAAUAUUAUAUGAGAAGAAGUGCUAUUCAUGCCAGUAUAAAUUAUUAUCAUGCAUUAAAAUGCUGUAUUUAUUCCUGUAUCCUCUUAUGUAUCCUCUGUUUUCCCCAGUCUCAUCCAAGAGUCUAUGUUCUUCUGAAGUACUAACCGUGAAAAAGGAUGUGAACGUUGAUGAAAGCUAACCCAGUAAAAGACGCACAUAUACUGCCAUAUAGUACAUGUUGUUCCUGUUGUGCUCAGAGCUGCACUUUGACAAUGUGGAAACAUCUGCCCUCCUGUUCUACGGUCAUUAUUUCCACUGUGGGAAUGAGAUGUGGAUGGACUACUGUGUGACAUAAUCACUGUAAUGAAAUACUGGAAGACAAUGGGAGCUCUGGUGCAAACAUUUGUCCUUUGUCAAUAUGCAGAAGCACUGUUUAAAAUAUUGUUGUGGAAAAUGUGGUGGGAAUUCUAUAAUGUUACAGAUUAUACAACAAUUUAAAUUACUGCACAUACUACUGCCCAUAGAAGCACUGGAAACAUACUGUAACAUGUAAAACUUCAUGUAGUGUUUAUGCCAUGUAAUGCCAGGUCCUCUUAGCGAAAAAAGUAUGGUUAUGACAUCAAUCUUGAUUUGUCUGAGGGAUAUGUCAAAGUGCUGAAAUAAAUGCAUGGCAUUUACUCUCCUCAAGAAUCUUGUCUUUUCACCUUUUUUUAAACGUGAAUGCUAACAAAAAAAAUGUA
This is a messenger RNA of Perca flavescens (yellow perch), 3173 nucleotides long. It is a transcript of the gene phf24, whose product is annotated as PHD finger protein 24. The record is from RefSeq and is a predicted model, not a curated record. Gene Ontology annotation, cellular component: cytoplasm; nucleus. The coding region runs from base 426 to 1691 and encodes 421 amino acids. Gene Ontology annotation, molecular function: transcription corepressor activity; calcium ion binding. NCBI's taxonomy places the organism in Eukaryota, Metazoa, Chordata, Actinopteri, Perciformes, Percidae. The transcript has 9 exons.